Molecule: messenger RNA, 1285 nt
Organism: Pecten maximus
Lineage: Eukaryota; Metazoa; Mollusca; Bivalvia; Pectinida; Pectinidae
Exons: 5
Coding region: 534-836 (100 amino acids)
Source: RefSeq, a predicted model, not a curated record
CACUCCUAAUAUGCUGAGCGCCAAGCAGGAGUAGCAACUACCAUUUUAAAGACUCUCAGGGGUGAACGCUCAACUAAACGCCAUAAGUGAGGCAUUGUCAACGGAGACAUGAGUAAGAAGAAAGUUGGAAAGAAAGAAGAGAAAAGAUAAGAUCCAAAAUUUAGUCGCCUCUUACGAUCAUGCAAUGGGGCAGUAGGUACAAUUCUUACGCCCUACCUGCAGGGCAGAAGGAAAGAGCGAAAGAAGGAGAGUAAAGAGGCAGGGAAAGAGCAUAAGCAUGAGAGGACCGAGAACAGCGACAGGCAAUCUAGCGAGGGAUGGAACGACCACGAAGAAAGCGCGGACGAGUGGAAGCCGUCGAAGGAGGAACGACAGAAGUACGUACAGGAGCGGCGGGAGGAGGAAGUGGAGAGUGAGGAAUCAGAACCCGAGAUGAAUUGUAUGUAAAACUGUUAAAUUUACCUUUCAGUCAUUCUUAUAACAGAAGCAAAUGUUCAUUUUAUCAAUUUUCCAUUUUUGUAUUAAUCAAAUAUAUGAUGCAGUACUUAUUUCUUGUAGGGUUUAAUGAGUGGAACGAAGAAGACGGUCAGAUGGAGGUCCAGGUCAUCAGAGAUCGUCCGGCAGAGGGCGAGCGGCAAAGGCCCAAGUGCGAGUGCCCGAUGCCGGACUGCGACAAGGUGCUGGAGAAUAUUCCCCGGCACCUUCGUCAGUUCCACAAGAUGACCGCGGUCGAGGCAGCCAACCAGGUAUCCCUCCAGGGGUACCUGAGGACUGGAAGGUCGACAACAAAGCUAUCUUGUGCAGCUCCUCGAACACGAGACUGGAUCUCCAUCUGACAAGGAUCCAUCAGUGACCUUUAUUUUUAACAUCAUUUGUAGUCGACACAGCCGAAACCGGAUCACCGGUCGACGACAGUCAACCAGCACUGCAGCGGCUCACGAGAACGGGAUCCGGACCAUGCUUCCGCAGGGCCUUUCCAAAGCCACCGUCCCUGGCCUGAAGGACAUAGGCGAGGACGGUGGCUUAAUCGAUAACCUGCUCUUAAGGUAAGCAUUGUUAUCUCACUGGACGACGUUGAUAUUGGGAUGGUUUGUCUCAGAGAUUCAACUAAGCUUUGAGCUGCUUUCAUUUGUCAUUCGUGAACUGAUGAAUGCUAACUCCACAACGGUUUGGUUUGGUUUGGUUUAUUUUGUUUAACGUCCUAUUAACAGCUAAGGUCGUUUAAGGACGGCCUCCCGUGCGUGCGACAUGCAUGCGUGUGGUGAGUGCGUAUGCGUUUUGGGAG